CACCCCGUACUCAUCGUCACCCACAUAAAUCCCAACUGCUUGAUAUUGUACUGUAAACAUGGAGCACCUCCAAGAGAAGCACCUCACCACCACCCGCAACCUCCACUACCGCUACUACACCUCGCCUACCCCUACCACCACCACCACCACCGCCCCCAACCAACCCGCCCUCCUCCUCCUCCACGGCUGGCCCGACUCCGCCCUCCUCUGGCAACCCCUCCUCCCCCACCUCCUCCCCCUCCCCCACCGCCUCAUCAUCCCCGACCUGCUCGGCUACGGCGGGACCUCCAAACCCACCUCCGUCCCCCUCUACAACUAUCGCCUCAUGCUGCAAGACCUCCUCGAAAUCCUGCACGCCGAAGGCGUCACCACCAUCCUGCCCAUCGGCCACGACUUCGGCUGCUGGCUGAUCUUCAAACUGCAAAACCUCCACCCCUCCCUCUGCGUCGCCGCCGUGCACAUCGGCAUCGCGUACGCCCCCCCGCUCUCCCAACGCCUCGACCCGGCCACCCUCAUCGACACCCUCAACACCCUCACGACGCACCAAGUCGGCUACCCCCGCUACUCCUACUUCCACCUCUUCACCUCCCCCCGCGCACCCUCCCUCUUCGCCCGCAACCCCCGCAGCGUCUGGCACGUCCUCCAUGGCGACGCGGAAGACUGGACGAAACACAUUUUCUGCACCCCCGACGCGAUGCAGAAUUUCCUCGCCUCAUCGUCCACCGACGUGCCUUUGAAGCCUUACGCUCAAAACGCAGCACUCUAUUCGGAAUGGCACUCCAACCUGCAGACUCCGGAGGACUGGGAAGCGAGUUUCUGCUGGUAUAACGCGUUUGCCCGCGAGUCCGUGCAGAUGGAGGAGGAUCUGCGCGUGGGGAGGGAGAAGUGGGUGCUGGAGAGGCCGGUGUUGAGUGUGAUGUGUCGCGGGGAUGGGGUGAACCCGCCUGAGACGCUGGAGGAGGCGAAGCAGGCCGGGUGGUUGCCGCAGGGGAGGGAGGUGGUGCUGGAGUGUGGGCAUUGGUGUACCUAUGAGGCGCCGGAGGAGGUG
Molecule: messenger RNA, 1048 nt
Organism: Baudoinia panamericana UAMH 10762
Lineage: Eukaryota; Fungi; Ascomycota; Dothideomycetes; Mycosphaerellales; Teratosphaeriaceae
Exons: 1
Molecular function (GO): catalytic activity
Source: RefSeq, a predicted model, not a curated record